GCCUGGGCUCUGGCCUCCCGCGCCGCCCGGCCGCUCCGGGGACGGGCCGGGGCGGGGCGCGGCGGCAGGAAGCGGGGCGGGGACUCGCGGAAGCCUUGGGGAGCGAGGGAGGGCGCGGCCAACUCCCGGAGAGAAGACAGGCCGAGAGAGCGGCGCCCCGGCCUGGCGCCGAGCCUGAGCCAGCCGGACGGGAGGCGGCCCAACCGCGGGCUCGGCCUCGGCCCCAGCCCCGCCAGCAUGGCCGGCCGGACCGUGCGGGCCGAGACCCGGAGCCGGGCCAAGGAUGACAUCAAGAAGGUGAUGGCGACCAUCGAGAAGGUCCGGAGAUGGGAGAAGCGCUGGGUGACUGUGGGCGACACUUCCCUUCGUAUCUUCAAGUGGGUGCCAGUGGUGGACCCCCAGGAGGAGGAGCGACGGAGGGCAGGUGGCGGGGCAGAGAGAUCCCGAGGCCGGGAGCGGAGGGGCAGGGGCGCCAGUCCCCGAGCGGGUGGCCCUCUCAUCCUGCUCGAUCUCAAUGAUGAGAACAGUAACCAGAGUUUCCAUUCGGAAGGCUCCCUGCAAAAGGGCACCGAUCCCAGCCCUGGGGGCACCCCCCAGCCCAGCCGCCCUGUGUCACCUGCUGGACCACCAGAAGGGGUCCCGGAGGAUGCUCAGCCCCCACAGCUGGGCCAGGAGAGAGAUCCUGGGGGCAUAACUGCGGGCGGCACCGAUGAACCUCCAAUGCUGACCAAGGAGGAGCCUGUUCCGGAAUUGCUGGAGGCUGAGGAUUCAGGAGUGAGGAUGACCAGGAGAGCCCUCCACGAGAAAGGCCUGAAAACAGAGCCCCUCAGGCGGCUCCUUCCCAGGAGGGGCCUCCGGACAAACGCCCGGCCCAGUUCUGCGGUGCCUCAGGAUCCCAGAGCUCCCGUGGGAGGAAGCAAGGCCCCGAGGGCACCGAGGACGACCCCCCAGGGGAAGGGGAGGUGAGCCGGCUCCCCAGGCAAGGUGAGGCCCUUAGGCUUCCCUUGGCCGCCCCAAGAUCCAGCCACCCACCCGUGCCCCCCGAGGGUGCAGAGAGCUUCCCAGCUCCACAGCCACCGCGGGAUCAUCGAGGGCGAGUGGCCCCAGCCUGACCCGAACCUAAGGCCAUAGCACCCAUCUGGCUCGCCACUGACACCCGCUCAGAGCGGGCUCGACCACACCCCAAGUGUGGGAAGGGCUUCGGGCACAAUCGUACCACAUCGAGCGCCUGAGGACGCAUCGCAGCCAGAGGGUCCGGAGUGCUGGGUGCGCGCCCGGCCUCCACCCCGGGAGGGGCUGCACGGGAAGCGCCCGGGCCUCCGCCAGCCUCCGGCCGAGGCCCGGGGAGGCAGCACAAGCGCAGAGACCCUGCGUCACACGCGCAUCUCUCCACCCCCUCCCUACUGCCUCCCCGAAGGCCUACGGAUGCCCCGCCUGCGGGUGGGUUCCGUUGAUCCCUGGAGGAUCUGCAGCAAGACCUCCCGGCGGGGCCCCCGGGGGCCGGAAGCCUUCCCGCCCAGGCGCCCGCCUCGCCCACGUGGGGAUGCGGAAGGUGGCCUGGGCUGGCUGGCGGGGAGCUCACAAAGCUUCUCAGCCACCCCCAGCAGACCCCACCUGGAGAAGGCCCGGGGCAAGUGAGCCCUUUGCGCGGUUCCAAUGGACGUCACCGAGUUCUUGCUUGCCCACUCCACUGCUGGGCCCGUCGUACUACGAAAUAAUCACGUCUCCCAUUGGUUGAGGGCUUACUCCGUGCCAGGCUUUGUGAUUUAUGGGAAUGACCUCAUUCAAUCCUCACCACACUCCUGUGCCAUUGGGGUUCUCAUUAUCAGCAUUUUACAGAAGGAGAAACUAAGUCUCAGAGAGGUUAAGGGACCGGCCCAAAGUCACACGGCCAGUAUGUGGCAGAACCGGCUUCAGACCCAGGUCUGCCUGCCUGACUCCACAGCCCGCCCCACAGCACUGCUUCUCCUGCCGGUACGCGAGUGAAGGGUGCAGGUUUGACAGGACAUCUACUUAUGAAGCAUUCAUUUUUCUCGUGAUAAUUACAUAAAACACUUUUUAUACUAAAGUGAGCAGAUACUCCCAGGAAUGAAAGUGAAUAUUUGUGCCAAGAUUGAAAUGCAACUUGAGACGCCGGAGAUAUUCCAUAUGCCAAGGUCAAGGCUUCAGGCUCAGCCCCCGACUCCCUGAACCACCCUCUUCUCAGACCUCUGCCUUUGGAGGGAUGUUGACCAGGGAAGCUCUGCUGCAGGGCCAGCUUCUGUGUGGAACCUUCCUGGAGGCCAAGAAAGAUGGCCUCUCCCCAGUUUGCCAUCCCACUGAAUUGCUUAGGAAGGUCAUCGAGUUUCUCUGGGCUAAGGUUUCUAAAUUCCCAACACAUAUCAAUCUAGGAUUGGGGAUUGAAAAAUGGGAAUUCUUAGGAAUUCCUGAAGUCAUGUUAUUCUGUAUUUUUCAUAACUUUCUAUAUUUUUUUAAUAAAUAAGAAAUAAACAUUUAGUGGUAGUUACAAAGAACUGUAGGCUAUAGCAAAUAUUCAAAACCAGGAAAAUACCAGAGAAUAUUACUGGGUAGUAUUUGGAUAACAAAAUGUUUAAACCUUCAGCAAGAUCAACUACACUACACAGAACCAUGUGUUGAAAUUGCCAAUUUAAGGACUUGUUUCUAAAACUUUUUACUUCUCAGAACAUCAUUCAUAGGAUUUGUAUAAGAUAUACAAUACAUGUAAACAGGUUAAUAUUUUAAUCUGUGAGAAUGACUCACUGUUAACAACAAGUAGGGCCACGAAUACGUUUUUUUAUUUGUUUGUUUGUGGUGGCUUGUGGGAUCCUAGUUCCCUGACCAGGGAUCGAACCCAGGCCCUCAGCAGUGAAAGCGUGGGGUCCUAAUCACUGGACCGCCAGGGAAUUCCCACGAAUACGUUUUUUACAUGGCAACAGCUACAAAAAAAAGACUGAUUAGUUGUGAUCACUUAUCUCCUAUGUACUUCGGUCCCAAGUUCCAGAAAUGUCUACCUUAACCUUGGACUCUGUCAGCAUUUCAUUCUUGUGCCGUGCUUUUUACUUGACAUCAGUGUAUUCCUUCAAACCAGGAAUUCCUCGAUGUUUAUUGUUAAGCAUUCGUUCUCACAGGAGAAUUAUAAUAGUUUUUCCUGUUUUCCCAAUUUUUUUUUUUUUUUUUUUGCGGUACGCGGGCCUCUCACUGCUGUGGCCUCUCCCGUUGCGGAGCACAGGCUCCGGACGCGCAGGCCCAGCGGCCAUGGCUCACGGGCCCAGCCGCUCCGCGGCAUGUGGGAUCUUCCCGGACCAGGGCAGGAACCCGUGUCCCCUACAUCGGCAGGCGGACUCUCAACCCCUGCGCCACCAGGGAAGCCCCCAAUUUCUUGACUGAUUGUUUUUGGGAUUCAGAAAAACACAAAUUUCAGGACUUCCCUGGAAGUUUUGCAUGCUGCAGGGUGCGGCCAAAACAAAAACACAAAUUUCCUGAAAAUGGUCGGGAAGGACUUCCUGCAUCAAAAUACUCUUCUGAGCUGAGUAGGGUUGGCAAGGCAAAUACGCUGCAGAAAUAAUUAUCCUGUAUAGCAUAAAGCCCAGUCACUGAAGUUUCAUGGUUUCAGGAACCUCAGAGUCAGAAGAUCCAAUUAUGGAUUCCAGCUCUGCCAGUUCCUGGUUGUGAGACCUUGGGCAAGUCACUUUACCUCUCUGAGCUUCAAUCUAAUGGAUAGAAUGCUACCUGCGAAAUAACUUGCUUGCUUUGUGAGGCGGUACUGAAGAAGGGUUAAAAGUGUGGCUUUGGAGUCAGACAGUCUGAGGUUUGAAUCUACUGCUUACUACCUCUUUGAUCUGGGGCAAGGUCUAACCACUCUGAGCCCCAUUUUUUCUCUUCUGUAAAAUGGAAAAACUGAUUGAACCCAUUUCAUAGGAUUUUGGUGAGUUCAAAUGAGAUCACCUAUAAAAACACUUAACACAGAGCAUGGUACAUUGUGAAUCCUUGAUGCGUGUGGACCAGUAUAGUUAUUAUCUGCUGUAUCUACUACCUCACAGGGCAGUUGUGAGGAUGAAAGGGAGGUUAUAUUGUGGAAGUGCUUUCUAAGCUGUGAAAUGGUCAUCCACACACUUCCCUUUCCUUCAGAGAUGAGAUGGCCAGAAGCUCCUGGCAGACGUCAGUGGUGUCUCCCAGUAAGGAGCCCAAGAAUACCUACCUGUACCCACAGAAGGUAGCUGUGUUGAGGAGGCAGUGUCACCAUGGUUACCUGGGAAAGAAGGUUUAGUUGCAAUCAGGUAGGCAAACUCCAGCAUCAUCUGACUGUGGGCACACUUUGGGGAAAGCCAGUUUUCAGAAGGAAGCUUUGGAGAAAGGACAAUAUUUAACAGAGCCUGCCCACCAUAGGUUGGUUUAAUAGGGAUCAAAUCAAGAGAAGGGGGCGUGUGAUAGAAGGUGGUGAGGGGCUGUUUGACUGUUGUCUGAAGCCCUCUUAUUGGCUGAACUUAGGAAACAAUUCUAUAAGCUGGAACCAGUGCAUCCCGCUCCUGCCAUGUGUGCACUUAUGAUGCUCAUUCAUUCUUAGACUGUGGACAAAACACGAAUCAAAGGGCUCUCCAAAGAUGAUCUCGUGUAAUCCUGACAGCAGCCCCAUAAAGUAAAUGCUAGCAUUACUCCCGUUCUGUAGCUGAGGGCUUGGAGUCUGGGAAAGUUAAGUCCAUCGCCCAAAGUCACAUAGCCUAUAUGUUGUGGAGUCAAGAUUCAGACCAAGUCCAAACGCUUAGCCUCCGCCAGGCUUCCUCAACUCACCGGGUGCCAGAUGCUGAGCUUGAACAAGGAAGAAGGAAACACAGACCUACAGGAUUCAGUGCCUCAAGGGGCCUCCUCUCUUGCCUUCUGUAACAACUCUCUCUCCCCAUACGAUGCCUACUUUUCUGGACACUGUUUCUUUGCCUCCAGGGAUGUUUUUCUCUGCUUAGCCCUUAAGUCCAGGUUUUCUGGGCCCCAUCCUUGGACUCUUUUCUUUUGUACAGGACUAUGAGAGAUCUUUAUGUCCACAGUUUCAGCUGCCAGUCAUCUCUCCUAUUUUUUAUUUUUUUAUUAUAUUUUUUUAAUUCUUUGGCUGCAUCAUGCGAUUUGUGGGAUCUUAGUUCCCUGACCAGGGAUCGAACCUGGGCCCUCGGCAGUGAAAGCACAGAGUCCUAACCACUGGACCGCCAGGGAAUUCCCCGUCUCUCCUUCUAAUCCAGACUGCCCCUCUAAGCACCAGCUCAAUCCAGCCAACUGCCUCCUUGACAUCCCCUCUGACGUUCCAGCCUCCCAACCAAAUUCAUCCUCUCCCCCUUAACAUGCCUCGCGUCCUGCGUUCCCCUUCCUCCUUACCAUGGCCUCCUAGUUUCAAAUACUGAUGUAGUGGUGAGGAACCCUAGAAGUCUUCCUAGAUAAAGCCUCUUGAGUCAGUUCUUGGGGCUGGAGAGGGACUGUGGGGUGUGUGCUUUGAGAGCUGCCAUGGGUUUGGCGGUGAACUUGGAGGGUAGAAUGCAUCGUUUAAUCAGCUGUCUGCUAAGUGCCUGGCAGUGGGCCUGGUCUAAUAGCAGGGGUCGAGGACACAAUCAUGAAUGAAACAGACAGGAUCCCUGGCUUCAGGGAGCUUUCAGGCCACUAGAGAAGACGGACCUCAAGCAAUCCUCCCCAAAUACCAGCUCUUACAAACUGUGACAAGUAUCAUGAAGGAAACGUUCAGGGUGCUAUGAAAGAACGUGGUAAAUCUAUAUUGGGUGGGGGGAGGGGGUCAAAGGCCAUUUGGAGAAAGUGACAAUUACUAUAUUCCUGAGAACUGAGUUGAGGGAAGAGGAUUCCACAUAGAAGCAACCGUAGGUACACACACAAAGACCCAGAGGUGGACAAGAAUGCGGUGUGUUGGGAAAACUGAAAGGCAACUCGUGUCUAUGGCUCUGAGUAUGCUGGGGCAUGUGGGCAAGACAAGACUGGCCUGGUUGGCUGGGGACGGUGGCAGGUGCCUUGUGGGCCAUGGUAAGGAGCCUGGAUUUUUUGGUUUAACUUUUUAUUUGGAAAUAAUUUUGAAGCUACAGAAAAGUACGAAGGGCAUCCGUAUGUCCUCUACUCCAAACUCAUCUGUUAAAAAUUACUUGUUCUCCCUCUAUAUGUAGUAUAUACAUGUGACUUUUAUUCUGAACUAUUUGAGAAUAAGUUGCAUACAUCUUGUUCUCUUACCCUUAAAUUCUUAGAAUUUCCUGCCCCAGUGCAGUACAGUUAUCCACUUCACUAAAUUUAACAUUGAUGCAAUAUGGUACCUAAUUUACCAUUCACUUUGUCAAUUGUCUCAAUAAUAUCCUUGAUGUAGUAUUUUCCCCUCUAGUCCAGAAUCCAGGCUAGAAACGAUGUAUUGCAUUAAGUUGUCAUUUCUCUUUAGUCUCCUUUAACCUGGAAUAGUUAGCCUUUGUCUUUUAUGACAUUGACAUGGUAGAAAAAUGCCGUCUUCCCCUUUAAUAGAAUGUUCCUCAUUUGAGCUUUGUCUACUGUUUCUUCAUUAUCAUAUAUGGGUUAAGAAUUCCCGGCUGGAAGACUGCAUAAAUGUUGUCGUAUCCUUCUCAGUGUGACAGCAAGAGGCACACUAUGUCUGUCUACUCCUUAGUGAUUUUGUCUGAUUUCUCCAAUCUCUAGUUAAAAUUUUUCCCUCAUAACUGAUAAGCCGUCAGGGAGAUACAUUACAACCAUGCAGCUACCCUAUUCCAUAGAUUAUUAAAUAGGUGAGAUUGAUUAUCUCUUCAUGAUUCUUGCCUGAAUCAGAUCAGUCUUUAUUACGAUGGUUACAAAAUGAUGACUUCAACUCCAGGACUCCCUCCACUUGACAUUCUUCUGCCUACUUAUUUAAUAUUUAUUAGUAGUAGGGACUUUGAGAUUUAUAUUAUUUUCCAAUAGUUUUAUAGUUAUUAACCUUACUUAUUUUGGUGCUCAAAUUGCUCCAGAUUUGGGCAGUGGGAGCCCCUUAAAACUAGAAGCCUGGUUUUUAUCCCCACUUCAGUGGAGUAGCAUGAUUCUGUUUGCACAUAUGACCAGCUUUUAUUGUGUGACAGGGUGUCGUAGGGGCACAGACAUAGGGAGACCUGAUGGGAAGCUCUUGUGUAGUUCAGGAGGGAAACGUGGCUUAGACUGAGGCGGUGACAUAUUGGAUGGAGAGAAUGGAUGGACGUUGGAGGAACUUUGGUGGUAGAAUCAGCAGGACUUAGUGGGUGCAGAUGGGGGGUGAAUGUGUGAGAGGUCAGAGAGGGAGAAGUCAGGAGUGACCGAAGUGGCUGCAGGGAUGGUGGAGUCGUUUACUGACGUGGGAAAGACAAGCAGAGUGAGGGGGUCGGGUGGGAUGGGUAUUUUAGACAGUUGAGUUUGAGAUGUCUUUGACAUCUGAGCGAAGGAGUCAAGUAGACAGUUGGAUAUAUUGUUCUGCAGCUGAUGAGAGAAGUCCAAACCAGAAGAAAAUUUAGGACUGCCACAGAUGGAUGAUUUCUGAAUCCAUGGUCCUGGAUGAAAUGCUGUGAGAGGGAAGUGUAGAGGAGAGAGAGGGAUCAGGCAGGGGAAUCCUGAGGGAGUUCACUGUUUAGAGGUCUGGAGGUGCACGGCAGGAGAUGGCAAUGGACGGGUCUGUGGGGUCAGAUCCCAUGGAGCCUGGAAUGUCAGGCCAAAUCCUGAAGGCUCUGGGAAAGCAUUGAAGGGUUCUGAGUAGGGAAGUGAGUGACAGGGAAUGAUUUGAGUUUUAGAAAGAUCGUUCUGAGAGCCAAGCGGGGAUGAUUUGGAAGGUCAUGACAGUAGCUAAUGCUACGGUUCUUUCUAAAGUAAAUCGGUUUCUCUGUUGCCACUGGAACUUGCUCAGGUGGCCACCUGCACCUAAAUGCCCUCUCCUUGUCCAUCUGGGCACAAAAAAAGAUGAACCGAACAUCUGCCCCAGCUGCACUUAUCAGUCCCAGGUAAUGUGACAGCAAACCCCCAUCUCCUUGCCUCAUUUUGGCUGGAGGCUAUUUUUUGGGGGGGCGGGGGGUUUGAACCUUUUGAGCCAGGCGAAGUGUAGGUGUGCAGGGGAUGGUCUCUGAGGUUUGUGAGAGUCUGUUUAGGGACCGUGAUCCUCUGACCCGGCCUGCUUUGAGUUUAGCGUGGUCUCUGCCCCCUGGGCAACUGCCCAUUUAAACCUGUAUGUCGUCCCCUCCCCACACCCACACAUGCAGGGGGAGGUGGGUCGCGUCUGGAAGAACAUCUCAGUGCAUCCUCUCCUUAGCAGGGGUGGUGCUGUGCAGGGGACCUGCAGUUCUGCCCAAAGGGUGUCGGUACCUGUUUGGAUGGAGACACAAACAACCAAAAGCGGACAUUUUAAGAGGCCAGAGGGAGGGGCAGAUGCUCUGGAAGCCCAGGAAAGGCAAGAUUGUUUCUAGUUGGAGAAAUCAGGAAAGGUCCCCUGAGAAGGCGGCAUUUGAAUCAGGCCUUGAGGGUAGAGGAUUAUUCUGUGGAAAAGAGGAAAUAAAAAAAAUCAAAGUCCUGCGUCCUCAUAUUUUAUUGACAUUGUCAACACAGUCGUUAUUGGUUGCAUAAAUAUCCUGUUAGGCAGAUCCUCCAUUGUUAGUUCUCUGACUGUUGGAAUAAUUCAUACCAGGCCUCGUGACAUUGGCUUGGGGCUUGGGGCUGGGCACUGGGGACAGAAGCAACUUGGGACCAAAUGCAACUCAGGAAUCAGUGCUUGAGCCCACCCGCUCAUUCUUCCAUUCAGCAAGACCCACCACAUCCCAGGCCCGAGGCUACGACAACGAUGAGGAGGACAUGGUUCCUGUUCUGAAGACGUCACGUCUGCUAGAAAGGGAGCCACAAGUGGAGAGAAUUUAUUGUAGGGCACGGGUAGAUGCUGCCGUAGAGGCACAGCGCGUACAAGAAGCGUGCUGACACAGAAAGGGGCUGAAGGGAGCUGAGGCCUCGGGAGCAGAUGAGUAUAUCAGGCAGAGUGGGACAGCGAGAAGCGGGGGAGGUCUGAGGACACACGUCAGAGGACCAAGUUCACAUGGAGCACAGCAACAUACUUCUCUGUCCACAGGUCAGAAGGCACAUCUCUCCUACUCAGGCUUCUGGGCAUAUUCAUUUUUUCUGUUUUCUAUUUCAAAUAUUUCCUUUCCCAUUUUGGGGGUGGGGGAGUGUUUUAUACUCUUUUCCAAAAUCUCAACUUGCAUGCUUAAUUCAUUUGUUUUAUUUUUCUCUUUUUGACACUAAAAGUAUUUAAUGCUAUUAAUUAUGCCUCUGCAGAUAGCUCUGACUGUAUCCUUUUUUAAAAAUUAUUAUUAUUUUCUAAAUAGGUUGCUUUUUAUCCUUGAUUUACUUCUUGUCCUAAGGGUACUUUGAGAUGUUAUUUAUGUUUUUCAAUUUCUGAGUGGUGUGUUUUAUGUUAUUGUUAGUUCUACUGCAUUUUGAUCCGAGACUGACUUCUAGAAUUCCCACUUUUCAAAAUUUACCAAAAUAUUCUCUGUAGCUUAAUAUUUAUUGAAUUUUAUCACUGUCCAUGAAACUUGAAAUGAAGGUACACUGUUUUCAGGGUCAAAAAUUUAUAUGUUCCUAUCUUUUAUGUCCUUAUUUAUUUUUUGAUUAUUUGUUUGGAAAACGUGUUAGGAUAUUUCCAAUAAAAGUGUUUCUCAUGUU
Orcinus orca (killer whale) is the source of this 9666-nucleotide messenger RNA. RefSeq names its product BAF chromatin remodeling complex subunit BCL7C (gene BCL7C). The record is from RefSeq and is a predicted model, not a curated record. The transcript is spliced from 6 exons. Bases 238 to 966 code for a protein of 242 amino acids. NCBI's taxonomy places the organism in Eukaryota, Metazoa, Chordata, Mammalia, Artiodactyla, Delphinidae.